GCACUGUUUGAGGAUGGGGAGGAGUCGACCACAGCUUUCGUGGAGCCUAUUGUCAUCCUGCUCAUUCUGGUGGCCAACGCAGUCAUUGGAGUCUGGCAGGAGCGAAAUGCAGAGAGCGCCAUCGAGGCUCUAAAGGAGUACGAGCCAGAGAUGGGCAAAGUUUACCGCAUGAACCGCACGGCCGUCCAGAGGAUCAAAGCUCGAGACAUUGUGCCUGGAGAUAUCGUGGAGGUUUCUGUUGGGGAUAAAGUGCCAGCAGAUAUUAGGAUCACAUCAAUCAAAUCCACCACCCUAAGAGUGGACCAGUCCAUUCUCACAGGUGAAUCUGUGUCUAUUAUCAAACACACUGAUCCCGUGCCAGAUCCUCGAGCUGUCAAUCAAGACAAAAAGAACAUGCUGUUUUCUGGCACAAACAUCGCUGCGGGUCGAGCCAUCGGUAUUGUCAUCUCCACCGGUGUUUCCACUGAAAUCGGUAAGAUCCGUAACCAGAUGGCGUCAACUGAGCAGGAGAAAACUCCGCUGCAGCAGAAGCUAGAUGAGUUCGGUCAACAGCUCUCGAAGGUCAUCUCCCUCGUCUGCAUCGCCGUUUGGGUCAUUAACAUCGGCCAUUUCGCCGACCCGGUCCACGGCGGCUCAUGGAUCCGAGGUGCCAUCUACUACUUCAAGAUAGCUGUGGCCUUGGCAGUGGCUGCUAUCCCGGAGGGUCUUCCAGCUGUCAUCACCACCUGCCUGGCACUGGGAACCCGUCGUAUGGCCAAGAAAAACGCCAUUGUCCGUUCACUGCCCUCGGUGGAGACGCUGGGAUGCACCUCCGUUAUCUGCUCUGACAAGACUGGGACCUUGACGACCAACCAGAUGUCUGUCUGCAGGAUGUUUGUGGUUAAUAAGGCUGAUGACACCAGCUGCUCCCUGCAUGAGUUCACCAUCACCGGCUCAACCUAUGCUCCGGAGGGACAAGUGCUGAAAGCUGACAAGCCUGUGCAGUGUGGAGAUUAUGAUGGUCUAGUGGAACUGGCUACUGUCUGCUCCCUGUGCAACGACUCUUCACUGGACUAUAAUGAGGCUAAAGGGGUGUACGAGAAAGUGGGCGAGGCCACGGAAACUGCGCUCACAACGCUGGUUGAGAAGAUGAACGUGUUUAAAACGGAUCUCUCUGGACUUAGCAAAGUGGACCGAGCUGCAGCUUGUAACUUGAUUAUCAGAAAACUCAUGCAGAAAAAAUUCACGCUGGAGUUUUCCAGAGACAGGAAGUCCAUGUCUGUGUACUGCACUCCCAAUGGCUCAAACUCUCAAAGCAAGAUGUUUGUCAAGGGUGCUCCAGAGAGCGUGAUUGACCGUUGUCAAUUUGUGCGUGUUGGUAAAGACCGUGUCCCGUUGACCAUGACUGUGAAGGAGGAGCUGAUGAACACUAUUAGAGACUGGGGGUCAGGCAGAGACACACUGCGCUGCUUGGCUUUGGCCACACGAGACGCUCCUCCUUCUGAUGACAAAAUGGACCUGGAAAACGCUGUCAAGUUCUCAGAGUAUGAGUCAAAUCUCACCUUCGUUGGCUGUGUGGGGAUGUUGGAUCCGCCCAGAAAGGAGGUGAUUGGCGCAGUGAAGCUGUGCAGUAAGGCCGGUAUACGUGUCAUCAUGAUCACCGGGGACAACAAGGGCACCGCCGUGGCCAUUUGCAGACGCAUCGGCAUUUUCAAAGAGGAUGAAGACGUGGAAGGAAGGGCCUACACGGGUAGAGAGUUCGAUGACCUGACUCUAGAGGCCCAGCGAGAGGCUGUGAAAAGGGCACGGUGCUUCGCCCGUGUCGAGCCUGCACACAAGACAAAGAUUGUUGCUUAUCUACAGUCCUUUGAUGAGAUCACAGCGAUGACUGGAGAUGGCGUGAAUGAUGCCCCUGCCUUAAAAAAGGCUGAAAUUGGCAUCGCCAUGGGCUCAGGCACCGCUGUAGCCAAGUCAGCCUCCGAGAUGGUGCUCUCUGAUGAUAACUUCUCCACCAUCGUGGCCGCAGUGGAGGAGGGACGAGCCAUCUACAACAACAUGAAGCAGUUUAUCCGUUACCUCAUCUCCUCCAACGUGGGAGAGGUGGUGUGUAUUUUCCUGACAGCCAUCCUUGGCCUGCCUGAGGCUUUGAUCCCUGUCCAGCUGUUGUGGGUGAACCUGGUAACGGAUGGUCUGCCGGCCACUGCCCUGGGCUUCAAUCCCCCUGACCUGGACAUCAUGGACAAGCCCCCCCGAAAUCCUAAGGAGCCUCUUAUCUCCGGCUGGCUCUUCUUCAGAUACCUGGCCAUCGGAGGAUAUGUGGGUCUAGGCACUGUCAGUGCUGCUACCUGGUGGUAUUUGUAUGAUGAGGAAGGGCCACAGGUGUCCUUUUAUCAGCUGCGGCACUUCAUGCAGUGUACAGAAGACAACCCCAUGUUUGAGGGCAUUAACUGUGAGGUCUUUGAGUCACGUUACCCCACCACCAUGGCUCUCUCUGUGCUUGUUACCAUAGAGAUGUUCAACUCUCUUAACAGCCUGUCCGAGAAUCAGUCUCUGCUGAGGAUGCCACCCUGGGUGAAUAUAUGGCUGCUGGGAGCCAUAAUCCUUUCCUUGUCUCUACACUUCCUCAUCCUGUAUGUGGAGCCUCUACCGCUGAUCUUCCAGGUAACUCCACUGCAUUAUUCCCAAUGGAUUGUAGUCCUCAAGAUCUCAAUUCCUGUUAUCCUAUUGGAUGAGGCACUCAAGUAUAUCUCCCGCCACCACUUAGAAGUUUAACUUUCUCCUCUCAUCUUUAAAAAGGUGAAGAGGAGGAAAGGUACAGGAAGAGUCGGCAGCUGAAAUUCUAGGACAACUUCCUCCAGACACACAUGAACACACGCACCCACCUGCCUAUUUCCUCUGAUCUUUUAAGACUGCACCCCAUGCGCACACAUUCACACACACGUCAUCAGACUCCUCAUCAUCAGUCCUCCCGUGUUUCCGCUGCAUGUCCAGCCACCACUAAAACAAGCAGGGCUUGUAGUUUAUUACUGUGUGUGUGUGUGUGUGUGUGUGUGUGUGUGUGUGUGUGUGUGUGUAAGAGAGCGAGACAUUAAGUCUGUGUGUGUGUGUGUGUGUGCUAGCAUGUGCAUGGGCCUAAUUCAAUCAUGUCGGUUGUGUGACUGUUUGUUGUCUUUAUCUUGCUUUUUAGCUUUCAACACACAUUCUGUACAUAGUAUGGCAGUUACUGGUGCACUUGAGGGAGAAGGGGGUUUGAGGUUAAGCAUUUGGGUAUUACGGGUUAAAUUCACAGGGGGACGAUGAAUCAUCAUUUGGCCAUAGAAAAACAUGUCACUAUAAACAAUGUAAAGAGAUGGAAAUUGAAAAAGAGAGGAUGAAGUUGGCACCAUGGGCGUCUUUUAACGUGUGAAUGUUUGUUUGGACAGAAUGACCAGUUUCUUUAAGUGCUCAACUCCAGUUUCUCUUUUUCUCUCUCCUUUCUCUCUUCUUUACAUACGGGGUUGCCACCUUCAGGGCUGAGAGGUCCUUCUCUUAGCUAUACAUUUCCUUUUAGAUAACUGUUUACACAAGGCUAAACCUGGCAGCAGAUUUUUUUUAUUGCACUUGAAUGUGUAAUAAUAGGCCCAGGAAUUAAUUUUAGCUGUAAAACUUUUUUCUUAUUAUUUUCAUAU
This is a messenger RNA of Rhinichthys klamathensis goyatoka, 3647 nucleotides long. It is a transcript of the gene atp2a3, whose product is annotated as ATPase sarcoplasmic/endoplasmic reticulum Ca2+ transporting 3. Gene Ontology annotation, biological process: calcium ion transmembrane transport; intracellular calcium ion homeostasis. NCBI's taxonomy places the organism in Eukaryota, Metazoa, Chordata, Actinopteri, Cypriniformes, Leuciscidae. Gene Ontology annotation, molecular function: ATP binding; P-type calcium transporter activity; ATP hydrolysis activity. The record is from RefSeq and is a predicted model, not a curated record. Gene Ontology annotation, cellular component: membrane. The transcript is spliced from 19 exons. Bases 151 to 2751 code for a protein of 866 amino acids.